This is a messenger RNA of Tupaia belangeri chinensis (Chinese tree shrew), 3092 nucleotides long. RefSeq names its product chromatin licensing and DNA replication factor 1 (gene CDT1). Gene Ontology annotation, biological process: mitotic cell cycle; regulation of DNA-templated DNA replication initiation; DNA replication preinitiation complex assembly. The transcript is spliced from 19 exons. Gene Ontology annotation, molecular function: DNA polymerase binding; DNA binding. NCBI's taxonomy places the organism in Eukaryota, Metazoa, Chordata, Mammalia, Scandentia, Tupaiidae. The record is from RefSeq and is a predicted model, not a curated record. Gene Ontology annotation, cellular component: nucleus. Bases 1 to 2832 code for a protein of 943 amino acids.
AUGCCCACCCCUGUAGCCCUGGACCAACCCGGGCUCCUGGCGCUCACCCAGAGCUCCUCCCUCACAGGCAGACGAGACUCGCUCGGAACUCUGCAGUGUGAGGAGGGCUUCCCAGAGCCGCCCGAGUGCCCAGGGCAGCGUGACAGCUGGUCCCUUGCACUCGGCUCCCUGGAGGCUAACCUGGCCGCUGGCCGCCAGAGCCCCAGCCUCUGUGCUGCACAUCUGGGCAAGCACGCAGGGGCUCCUGGCUCCAGGGCUGUGCGAGGGGCACUGGCCUUGCUGCAGGGGACUGCAGCCCAGCCUGGUCGGGAGACCGAAAGGGAUCAAGGCUCCUUCCUGUCCCUGCUGUCCCCAGGACCGUCCGCACCAGGUUCCCCUGGAGCAGCAGGGACCAGGCCCCAGGCCAGGCCAGAGGGCAAGCUCAGGGAGGAAGCACCAAAUCAGGCAGAAGUGAAGCCAUGGCCGUCCCCGCAGUCCAGCCGCUGCUCCAGAACGGGUCGGCCCCAGGGCACCGAGGAAGCCACCAAGCCAUCAGCGCAGAGAGGACCGCCAGGACAGCAGGGCCCAAGGAGCGGUGUGUCGCCCGGCACCAGCCCUGCCGGGGUGGAGGGCACUGUUUCUAAAGAGGAUGACCCGGAGGAGGCCCACACCUUGCAGAACGGAAGAGGAAACCCCAGGGACCGAGGGCCCAACAAUGGCUUCCUGCAGGGGCUCACGUGGCCUGGAGAGGGCGGCGGCCGCCGAUGGGGCCAAGGGCGGAGGCAGUGGCACCCCCUGGACAGCGGGGCGUCUGCUCAGAGGAGCCCCAACCUGGCCGCUGUGCGGCUGCUCGGCGGGUUUUCAUGGAUGCUGUCUGGGAAAACCCGCCAGCUCGCCACCUUCCUGCGUUACUGUCCGGACACCAAGCCGGCGCGCUUCCGAGAAGACGCCUCCGACAGCGUGGGCGCUGGCUCCUCGCGUGCCGGGGCGCGCGCGGUGCUGCCCCAGGCGCGCUGGGGGCUCCCCGCGGCCGGGCUUCCCUGGCAGCACCCCACGCGCAACUGCGCCCCGCGUGUCCGGAGCGACUUUCGCUUUGCUCUCCGAGACCCGGGGACACAGCGCCCCCUGGGGACUGUGGCCCCACCUCAGCCUGGACAGCUGAGCGAGCAUGCCCUGCUGCUCCGCGUCCUCGGCCUCCCCCGAGGCCACGUCCCUCCGCAUGCCCAGACACCCACCCUCACCCCCACCAUACAUGGCAUGAUCGACAGCCCCAGGUGUAGACAGGGCUUAGGAGGGCCUAGGUCCGCGAGAUGCUGGGGACCCUGGCUCCUGGCCGUGCACGUCUGGUCCCCGGAGUCACUUCUCCCGACCAGGUGCUCUGGGUCUUGUCCUUGUUCAUCCUGGGGUCCUUCCCAGCAGGGGUCAGGCGCCAGGACUUCCCCUGCCUCCGGCUCCCCAGGCAAGAGGAGAAAGAAAGGCACCCCCACCGCGGGUCAGCCAGGCCAGCCCGUAGCCCAGCAGGACGAGGGCCCAUCGGAGGACGCAGUCGCUGAGCUCAAGUCAUGCCUGUGGCGGGCGCGGGAGCUGGAAGCGCGGGUGCAGGCGCUCAGGACCCACGCUCAGGAGGAUGCCAGGGAACCCCGCACCCCGGAUGCUGGAGGGCAUCCCAAGGAGCCGUGCAGCGAGAAGGUGCCCGCCUACCAGCGCUUCCACGCCCUGGCCCAGCCUGGCGCCCCUGGCCUCGUGCUGCCCUACAAGUACCAGGUGCUGGCAGAGAUGUUCCGCGGCAUGGACACCGUUGUGGGCUGGCUGCACAACCGCCGAGAGACCGCCACCUUCGCCAAGGUCCAGCAGGGGGUGCAGGACAUGCUGCGCAAGCGAUUCGAGGAGCGCAACGUGGGCCAGAUCAAAGCCGUGUACCCUGCGUCUUACCGCUUCCGCCAGGAGCGCAAUGUGCCCACCUUCAAGGACGGUGUCAGGCGGUCCGAUUACCAGCUCACCAUCGAGCCGCUGCUGGACGCGGAGGCUGGUGGUACGGCCCCCCAGCUCACGGCCUCGUGUCUCCUGCGACGGCGGCGUGUCUUCAGCCAGAAGCUGUUGGAGCGGGUUAGGGAGCAUCACAAGGCCUUCCUGGCCUCCCUGAGCCCCCCCUUGGUGGUGCCUGAGGACCAGCUGAUGCGCUGGCAUCCGCGCUUCGAUGUGGACAAGGUGCCUGACAUCGAGGUGGCCGAGCUGCCCCAGCCGCCGCCUUGGGAGAAACCUGCCACGGCCCAGGAGGUGCUGGCUCGUGCCCGCGGCCUGAUGUCACCCAGGAUGGAGAAGGCCUUGAGCCACCUUGCCCUGCGCUCACCAGAGUCCAGCAGUCCUGCGUCCCCAAGCCAGGCCCUGCCGGCUACGCCACCAGCCACGCCGCCAGCUGCCUCUCCCAGUGCCCUGAAGGGGGUGUCCCAGGCCCUGCUGGAGCGGGUGCGAGCCAAGGAGGCACAGAGGCAGCUGGCUCAGAUGACAAGGCGCCCGGAGCCGGAGCCGCCGCCGGCGCUGCCCGAGCUGGCCCGCGUGCUGCGUGGGGUUUUCGUAUCUGAGCGCAAGUCGGCGCUCGCCAUGGGGCUCACCUGCGCCAGGAUGGUGGGCAGCUGCUGUACCACCAUGAGCCCUGGGGAGAUGGAGGAGCACCUGCUGCUCCUGGCCGAGCUGCUGCCAGACUGGCUGCGCCUCCACCACAUCCGCACCGACACUUACCUCAGGCUGGACAAGGCUGCCGACCUGGCCAGCAUCACAGCACGCCUGGCCUGCCUGGCCCGUGCCGAGGAGGCACUGGGCCCGGCCUUGUCUCCUGCAAGAGGAAGACCCUGAAGAUAGGCACAUGAGGGGAUCGGGGCCGAGGUGAGAGACAGAGACGGUCUGAGGAGGGCCUCCCCUUGAACUGGGAACUGGCGUGAAGAGCUUUUGAGCAAUAAGAACUUGUGAAGACAAGGCUCCUCUGCAUUUCAGCAGACCUGUUUGUUUCUACUUUUAACUAAUUCAAGCCUUGAAUCCAUUUUGCAGUCCUGUCUUUUUAUAAAGCUUGAAUUGGAUAAAGUGUAAGGUUAAAUAAAAGUGUACUUCCAAGGUGA